AUGUACUCUGCACAGAACAUCUCAAGCUGGGCUCACCAGCUAACGCUGCGAGAUAAAUUUGCUAUUGUGGCUAUUCCUGCACUGGUGUACAUUUUCCUCCUUGUCGUCUACCGCAUCUGGUUCCAUCCGCUGUCCAAGUAUCCCGGACCCAAGCUACAGGCCGCCUGGUAUCUUCCUCACAUCUACCACAACUACGUUGUCGGCAACGGCCAUUUACGCGCCACGCGCCUGCACGCCCAGUACGGCCCGAUUGUCCGCAUCGGCCCCAAUCACCUCGCGGUGGACGGCUCCAUCGGAUGGCGCGACAUUUACGGCCACAAGACGGGCAAGCAAGAGUUUGACAAGUUCUUCACGCCCUUUCCAAACGCCGAGUCCAGCCUCAUCAUUGCCCCAAAGGACACGCACAGGCGCAUCCGCCGGCAGCUUGCCCACGCCUUUAGCGAUGGCGCGCUCGCCGAGCAGGAAACAGUCGUCACGCAGUACGUCGACCUCCUCAUCGACCGCCUCACGGAGCGCUGCGGAAAGACUGUCAAUAUCGUCAAGUGGUUCAACUUCACCUCGUUUGACAUUAUCGGCGAGCUUGCGUACUCGGACUCCUUUCACAGCCUCGAAAGCAACGGCUACCAUCCAUGGGUCCUGUCCAUUUUCAGUCUGAUCAAGAGCGCCGCCCUCCGAAGCUUUCUCUACAACUACCGUCUGUUAUACUACAUUGUCGAGUCUCUUCCCGUGUCCAUCUCGCCGGUUGGAGCUUUUACCACGAUUCGCGGCUAUGCCAGCGAGAAAGCGGUCGAGCGCCUGGGCGAGAGUGAAAAGGCCCGCCAAGACCAGGGUCACAAGGAUUUCAUGAGCUACAUGCUCCGCGACAAUAGAGAUGGAAACCGAGGCAUGAGCGACGUUGAAAUUGUCAGCACCACGCCGACGAUUAUUAUUGCAGGGAGCGAGACGACAGCCACUACACUAGCAGGACUCGUCUUCAAUCUCAAACACAACCCAGAGGCGCAUCAAGCAUUGCUGGAUGAAAUCCGCGGCACAUUUGCUACUGAGGAGGAAAUUAACAUGAAGAGCGCUGCCAAGCUUCAGUAUCUCCAGGCUUGCCUGCAUGAAACUCUCCGCGUCUACCCGCCGGUCCCCGAAACGACACCGCGUCACUCACCCGGCGCUCUGAUAAACGGCGACUACAUUCCCAAGGGGACGCGGCUUUCCGUCUACCAAUGGGCCACGUAUCGCAACCCAAACAACUUUACCGAUCCCGACCUGUACCGCCCCCAGCGAUGGCUGCCCGCCACGCACCCGCUGUACGAUGAACGGUACAAGAACGACAACAAGGACGUCUUUAAGCCUUUUAGCUUUGGGGCGCGCGACUGCAUCGGUAAGAAUCUGGCCAUGAACGAGCUGCGUCUCAUUGCGAGCCGUCUGCUCCAUCGCUUCGACUAUGAGCUGGCGCCCGGCCAGGACGACUGGAUGGCAUCGCAGCGGGCGUUUCUGCUGUGGGAAAAGGGAGACUUGCAUGUUACUUUAAAUAGAAGGACUUUAAAAUAG
Messenger RNA from Beauveria bassiana ARSEF 2860, 1539 nucleotides. Its product is annotated as Cytochrome P450 CYP561D2P. Gene Ontology annotation, molecular function: monooxygenase activity; iron ion binding; heme binding. The transcript is spliced from 3 exons. The record is from RefSeq and is a predicted model, not a curated record. NCBI's taxonomy places the organism in Eukaryota, Fungi, Ascomycota, Sordariomycetes, Hypocreales, Cordycipitaceae. The coding region runs from base 1 to 1539 and encodes 512 amino acids.